This is a messenger RNA of Physella acuta, 491 nucleotides long. Its product is annotated as cytochrome b-c1 complex subunit 8. Gene Ontology annotation, cellular component: respiratory chain complex III. Gene Ontology annotation, biological process: mitochondrial electron transport, ubiquinol to cytochrome c. The record is from RefSeq and is a predicted model, not a curated record. Lineage: Eukaryota; Metazoa; Mollusca; Gastropoda; Physidae.
UUCUUUCCCCUGAUACCAGAAGGACAACGGAACCAAGGGCUUUUCCGUAACGCUGUACAAAAUAGUGAAAUACUGAGUUUAUUAUUAAGUUGAAGUAACAGACAAGCAUCACCAUGGGUAUGCACUGGGGAGAACUGAAUAAAAAUAUCAGGGGCAUAAUAACAUACAGCCUCUCACCGUACGAGCAGAAAGCAUUUGCUGGAGCUAUAUCAAAGGGAGUUCCCAACAUGUUUCGCAGAGUUAAAGGACAGAUUUUUAGAGUUGCACCACCUUUUGUGGGAGCCUAUUUAAUUUAUGAUUGGGCCAAGAAAGAACAUGCAAGACUGCAGCGCAAAGACCCAGCUGAAUUUGCCAAUGAUGAAUAAAUAUUGUUACUUGAUAGACUUGCUUUGAACAUUUACAUUACCUGUUUUGUGAAUGGUGUGUGUAUGCCAUUUGCUUUAUUUAGGUGUCUGAAAUCGUUUAAUAAAAACUAAUUUAUGAAACAUGAA